CAAUUAUUAAUAAUUUUUUUAAAAUUUUAACUUUAUAGAAAAUAAAUAGAAAGUAAUAUGAAAACUUUAAUAUUUUUAAUCAGUUUAUUCUCAAUAAUUGAGCUUACUUAAGGCUAAGUAUGUGCAUAAAAUGCAUCAUCAAGUAGUGGUUAAUGUGUUUGUAACAAUGGAUAUUGGGGUGUUGAUGCUUCUUAAAAUGGAAUGUGUUUCCCUUGCACUUCUCCAGGGGCAAUUACUACCCAAGUUUCAAAUACAGGAGCUGGGUCUAAUGCUUCUGUGUGCAAUACAUGUGAUAAAGGCUACUAUAUGGUACUUGCUGCUAAUAUUUAAGGUCAAACCGGUGCUUCCUGUGUUAAGUGUCCAGAUUACUCGGCUUAAAAUACAUAACAAACUACAGUUAAUAGUAUUUCUUCUUGUGUGUGCUUUGAUUCUAAUGCUGCUCCACUUUCUCUCAGUUAAAAUACAUGUGCUUGCAAAUCAGGAUAGGGAAAUGUUGCUCAAUCAGCUAGUGCACCUUCUGGAUGCAGUUCAGCUAGCAAAUCUAACUCAGCUAUUAAAUAAGUUUUUUUUGUAUUACUUUCUAUAAGUUUUUUUAUCUGA
Molecule: messenger RNA, 600 nt
Organism: Tetrahymena thermophila SB210
Lineage: Eukaryota; Ciliophora; Oligohymenophorea; Hymenostomatida; Tetrahymenidae
Product: immobilization antigen
Exons: 1
Source: RefSeq, a predicted model, not a curated record